Molecule: messenger RNA, 1929 nt
Organism: Anopheles moucheti
Lineage: Eukaryota; Metazoa; Arthropoda; Insecta; Diptera; Culicidae
Gene: Sod3
Exons: 4
Coding region: 187-813 (208 amino acids)
Biological process (GO): removal of superoxide radicals
Molecular function (GO): copper ion binding; superoxide dismutase activity
Source: RefSeq, a predicted model, not a curated record
CGAUUGCUCUACGCGACCGACGGCGUUUGCAUCCAUUCGUUGACGAGACUCGAAGGUGUUCAGUUGAAGUACUUCAGGAGCCAUUCGUUCCAUUCGUGCAGUAUUUAAGUUUUUUGCUUAAGUAACUUAUUACCGUUGCGCUUUGCUAGUCGGCUUUGCCAGUUGUGGACUGCGUGUAGUCAAACAAUGAUGAAGGUGCUAAUUGCUCUAUCGACCGUACUGUGCGUCGUGCUGGCGAAGGACCAGCCACGAAAGGCUAUCGUGUACCUGCAGGGAAAUGCAGGUGUCACCGGCAAUGUGACGAUCUCGCAACCUUCGUGCACCGAGCCAGUGUUUAUCGAGAUCAACGUCGUCGGUCUCACACCGGGCAAGCACGGGUUCCACAUCCACGAGAAGGGUGACCUGACGGACGGUUGUGCAAGUACCGGAGGCCAUUACAAUCCCGAUAAGGUCAGCCAUGGUGCCCCGAACGAUCAGGUGCGUCACGUCGGUGAUCUGGGUAACAUUGCGGCCGACGAGACCGGCACCGCCAAGACGUCCUUCUCGGACACGGUCGUGUCACUGUACGGAGCCCGCAGCGUUCUCGGCCGUGCGAUCGUCAUCCACGCCGAGGUGGACGAUCUCGGCAAGACCAACCAUCCGGACUCGAUGAAAACUGGAAAUGCUGGUGGACGCGUGGCCUGCGGUGUGAUCGGCAUUGUCGAGCCUUUUGAUGUGCCGGACCAGGAAUGUAGCAGUGGUCAGCAGGGGCUUAUGCCGGCUAUCGUUACCAUAACAAUUUCCCUCUUUGCGGUCCGACUGCUGGUUCUAUAAAGAAAGGAACUUUGGCCUGCUUAUAUAAUGUUGUGUUUGUGUGUGAGCGAGUGAUACGUUUAGUUAAGUUUUUUUGCGAAAAUAAUCUAUGAUCGUGCGUAGAACAGAACAGGGUGGACUCAAGUUCAUCGAACUGCAGCCACGUUAUCCGUCCUAACCUCAUCCCCACAAACCAACCCCUGCAGUAUGGAGCAGAAGCAAACAUAAUUUUUCGUAAGGAGUAUGCUAUGUAACGCGGGAUAUGUACGAGAACUAACAAUAGAAACCUAACCAGUGUAAAUAGCGACCGUCCUCAUACAAAAAGGACGAUUCUAGGAAAAAAAGCUUUCUGAGAAAAAGGAAACGGUUCUUCCACCGCUUGAAGAGAACCCAACGUCGUAAGCACUUGUUUGCGUGAAAAGCUUGUUUUUUUCCAACCUGCGUAGAGCCUCCAUUGACAACUUCCACCCCGGCCACUUCCGUACGUGCACUGCACACACACCUUACGCCUUUCGCUGUGGUAUUAAGCUGCUUGUUUGCUUGUUUUGUUCAUUUGUAAGUACGUUUUUGUGUAAAUAAAGCUGUCCUCUUGCGUGGCCAUCAGGACAAAGCGAAUUUCGGUACAGCUGGUGGUCGGAAAUGUCUUGCCAACACUGUUUUGCCCCGCAGUGGAAGCUGAAAUUCCAGCACGGUUACUACCGUCCGAAAGCGGACCAUUCCGUUUUUCCGGUGCAACUCUUUGUGCGCGGGUUGUGUGUUUAUGGCAUAUCCGCCUUUUUUUUUUUGUUUGGUCUGGCCAAAGACGAGAUGACCGCUGAGAACUUAAUGGACAACCGUCUGGACGGAAUCUGAUAAAGACCGUUCGGUUGCUCGGCUGGGUUUGUUUGACAUGUGAUAGACUGACCUUCAAGGACACUCGGCGCAAUAGUUAAGAUACAUAUUUGCUUAACUUGGGAAAAUCGAGAUAUAGAGAGUUGAAUUGAUGAUAAAGAUAUCACAAAUUGUAGUUCGAAAGAAGAUAUUCAAAGAAAACAGGAGUCUCAGGAAAACAGGAGUUUCUCCAAUAUUUGAAUGUAUAAUGCUUGAAGUAUAACAACCUUCGGAAGUUAUACACCUUCGGAUUGAUUGAAUCAUCUU